UGCUUUAGCUGUCACGUCAGUGUUUUUCAUCUAGUUUAGUCGCAAGAGCAGUUUGCAAAAGAGGAAAAAAAAAAGUAUUUCCACUAGUUUGUGUAUUUUAAAUAGCAAAAUAUUAGCAAUAUUCUAUUAAAUCAAUCCCAUUGACCAGCUGCUCGCGUCAGUAUAAAGUGAUUGUGCAUUUGCUCCGCCGUCGUCGCCUUCCUUCGUUCUCGCUAUCAAGGACAAAAUCUCAAAACUGGCAUUCAAGCUCUAAUCGAUCAAAGUUUUGCUUCCUCUUGCCCGUAACCACCUCUCCACAAGCUGCGUGUGAUACGACAAGUCAAGGCAAGUGGUAGGACAAAGGCGAUUUGGCGAUCUGUUUAGGGGUGAGUCACCUGAUCAAGGGUUUCCCUUGCUCUGCCACUCGAAGACUAAAGGAAUUCACGGAAUUUCUGCGCGGAAAAGCCCUACAAUGAAUUACGAUGUGCUACUGAAUCGGACCGGGUUUGGGCGACUGAACAUCGUCAGCCAGCAGCAGCAGGUUCGAAGUGUCUCGGAGAGUGAAGGUCAAUAUCGUCAACAGCAGCAGGAGGAACGUAAUGAUACGCCAACGCGGAAGAUCUCGACGCAUUCGGCGCGACCAGAGUUCGGUUCGAACCCGGGAAGUGCACGGGGUACCCCGGUGCGGGCGGGAUAUUCGGGUGGGACGGCGGGGAGUGGUGAUGAAAUCAAAGGAAAGGUCGAAUCCAAACUCAUGACGAUGUGGAACAAUGUAAAGUUUGGGUGGAGCGGAAAGAUCAAGACGAGUUUCUCCAAGGAACAGCCCUUGUGGUUGCUUGGUCGUUGCUACCAUCAGAAGGCCACCCCCGGUCCGUCGAUGGACAGUUCGGUAGAGCUGACAACCAACAUUGAGACGAACCAGCUGGUGUACGUGAGCGUUCCCGAGCCGUCGGAUAUUUAUGUGGAGUCUCCGCCGGAAGAAACGGGCACCGAUGCCAUUGAGGACAGCAGCCCCGAAGCGGUAGUGGAAGACGAAGGCAUUGAAGCGUUCAAGCGGGACUUUAUAUCGCGCCUGUGGAUGACCUACCGGAAGGAGUUCCAAACGAUGGACGACUCGAACUACACCUCGGACUGCGGCUGGGGUUGCAUGAUUCGAUCCGGCCAGAUGUUGCUGGCUCAGGGAUUGAUCACACACUUUUUGGGCCGUGGCUGGCGUUGGGAUCCAUCCCAGGAAGGACUGCGGUUGAACUUUGACUCGCUUCAGUACGAGGAUGGCAUCCACCGGAAGAUUAUCCGCUGGUUUGGGGACACUUCGUCCCGGACCAGUCCAUUUUCGAUACACACGCUGGUGGCACUUGGGAAGGAGGCCGGCAAGAAACCGGGCGAUUGGUACGGUCCCGGUUCGGUUGCACACCUGUUGCGGCAGGCGGUCAAGCUGGCAGCGAAGGAAAUUACCGAUCUGGACGGGAUCAACGUGUACGUGGCGCAGGAUUGUGCGGUUUACAUCCAGGACAUCCUGGACGAGUGCACCGUGUCCACCACCCCCAGCGUCGCUCCCUGGCAGAAAAAGAUGUCCUCUGCGGCGGCGUGCACGGAUUCACCCUCGCAAGCGACGACCCCACGCGUCGGUGCCACCGCAUCUUGCUCCUCUUCCUCGUCUCCUCACGCAACGGGAUUCGUCGCGCCGUCCGAUACCGCGGACGAAAGCGCCCCCGGAAGCCACUGGAAGUCGCUGAUUCUGCUGGUGCCACUGCGACUCGGCACGGAAAAGCUAAACCCCAUCUACAACGACUGCCUGAAGGCGAUGCUGAGCCUGGACAACUGCAUCGGAAUCAUCGGCGGUCGGCCAAAGCACUCGCUGUUCUUCGUCGGAUAUCAGGAGGACAAACUGAUUCACCUGGAUCCGCACUACUGCCAGGACAUGGUCGACGUGAAUCAGGAAAAUUUCCCCGUUUCCUCGUUCCACUGCAAGUCGCCGCGGAAGAUGAAGCUCAGCAAGAUGGACCCGAGCUGCUGCAUUGGAUUUUACUGCGCGACGAGGAAAGACUUUUUCAAGUUUGUCGACAACGUAAAACCGUUCCUCCUGCCGGCGAAACAAUCGAUGAGCAGCAGCUUUCCCAGUUCGGCCGGGCUGAACCAGUUCAACGAGAUCACCUACCCGAUGUUUGUAUUUUGUCGUGGCAAAAGCAGCGAACAGCAGGUCGAUUUACCUCCACGACCCGUUUACCGCUCACCGCCAGCCCCACCACCGCUUACGGCGGGCCACCCAGCUUACGCCAGCAGUUCUCAGCUGCAGAACGGCGAAGACGACGACGAUGACGACGAGGACGAAGCGAUCGAGUUUGUGAUCGUUUGAGCGGCGGCCAUUUAUCAUCCCCCCCCCCACCCAAGUUGCCAGUUUGCACUUUCUGAUUGAUUAGUCCGGACAUUCCUAAACUUAGCCUAGGUCCCCCCCCCCUACUCUCGAUUGAUGGUUCCAAAAUAAUGCACCCCCACGAUUUGUAGAGUCGAACUGAGGCUUAGAGCUCUGAGUAUUGCCUGAUCGAAUGAAGCAUGUUGGUUCAUUGAAUGAAGUGUGAUACUCUUAUCCGCAGAACACAAAACGAAGAAGCACUGCUCCUGAUGGUGUUAGUUCUAAUGUGUGUGAACAUUUUGGCGACAAACCACUAUUAUUUACGGUAUUAAGUACUUACAGCGUAGAAUGUAGCAAAAGAAAUUGAAGCCCACAAUAGCAUAUUUCCGUGCUCGAUACCCAAACCCCUGUAAACUAGAAGAGAAACGUAGCAGUUUAAUUCACGCCGGAAGUCAACAGAACAGAUUCUAUUAACCAGUAGUGUGUAUUAGCUUAGUGUUUUAGGAUGUUUAUUUAUUAGUUGCUAAUCUGCUCGAGCAAGUGAUGUGGUCUCGGAAAACAAAAAUCCUAUCGAACAUUGUGUUACAAAUUGAGCGUUUAAAAUGCUUUGUUUUAUGUUGAUUUUUUUUAUUAAAGUAAUUUAUUAAAUUAUUUAUGAAAUUAUUUUGGUCUCUGUUUUCAAACCUGCUAAAACCACUAUUUUAUAUUAUAAUAAGAACAAUAGCUAAGCAACUUAUACAAAUAUUGUAAAUUGUGACUGUAACAAUAUACGAAUGCAUUCGAUUUGCAGAAAAAACA
Molecule: messenger RNA, 3130 nt
Organism: Culex quinquefasciatus (southern house mosquito)
Lineage: Eukaryota; Metazoa; Arthropoda; Insecta; Diptera; Culicidae
Gene: Atg4b
Product: cysteine protease ATG4C
Exons: 4
Coding region: 452-2335 (627 amino acids)
Molecular function (GO): protein-phosphatidylethanolamide deconjugating activity
Source: RefSeq, a predicted model, not a curated record